This is a messenger RNA of Phoenix dactylifera (date palm), 2882 nucleotides long. RefSeq lists its product as uncharacterized. The record is from RefSeq and is a predicted model, not a curated record. NCBI's taxonomy places the organism in Eukaryota, Viridiplantae, Streptophyta, Magnoliopsida, Arecales, Arecaceae.
GAUAGCUUUCCAUUUCUACGCCCUUCCUCUCCGCAUCCCAUCAGUGAUUUAUUUCCAUUAACUCUCCUUCGCUCCCCAGUUCAAAGUAGAAGCCAGCAAAUCUCCAAUUCCGGUGGGACAACUUCAGCCAUGGCAACCAGAUGUCUCUCUCCUAAUCCAUCCAGGCCCCUAAACCUCAACCCCAAAACCCCAGAUAGCAGCGGCAGCAGCAUCAGAAAGAGCACAAACUCUAAUCCAUUCAAAGCUUCGAAUCCCUCAGAUGUACCUCAGAGGAAUUCAGGAUCCAAGUCCGGGGCUGUGCCUUCAUCUCCGCGUUCUUCCUUUGAGCAAAAGGAGAAUGAAAGGGACCUGAACUGCUCAAAGACAGCCAGGGUGAGAUCCCCUGUAAUGCCUUGUUUGAAGGGUGUCAAGAACUUCAUGGCCCCGACAAUUUCUACCACUUCCAAGGCCAUCGCUGCAUCCCCGAAAAGGAGAAUCCUCGCAGAGAGGAACGAGGUCGUCAGGUCUUCUCUUACUUCAGUUUCUGAUCCACAUGAAUCUCUUGCAAUGGAGGAGGUUGUCUCGAAACCUCAACUGGGUUGUGCCCCUCAUACCCUCCACCAUGAUGCUGCAAAUUUUUCCAAAGUUCCAUCCGAGGAACUGGGUUCGAAGGAUUCCGUGCCGAAAUCUGAAACGGCUUUCGGUUUCCAGGAAGUCUCGGAUGGCGCGGGCUCCACGAAGGUAGACCUUGAAGUCAAGAACCUGCAGCCUGUCAUAGCUUCCUCCUUUUCUCCUUCACCAGCUAUCGCUCCCCUGGAUGCCGAUCCAUCCCUGCCUCCUUAUGAUCCCAAAACCAAUUACCUCUCCCCAAGACCUCAGUUUCUUCGUUACAGACCCAACCAUAGGAUUGAGCACUACCUCAGCAAAGAAGGUCAUUUGCUUGAUAUAGGAGAUGGGAAGCAACUUGAGGAUAGCUUUCCCUCUGAAAGCUGUGAGGCCACCUCCAGUCGGACUGAGGAAGUACAAUCUUCUGACUCGCAAAAGGAUUCCGAGGAAGUGUCUUCUUCCAAUGAGGUGGAAGUUAUGAGAGCUACUGAUGCAACCCUUGUUUCUGAAACUGAAUUCAUACCCGAUUCAAAUGGCAAACAUACUAAAUCUCGCUCUUUCGUAAAAUUUAAGUUCAUUGCCCUUCUUCUGGUUCUGCUCAUCCCAUUCCUUCUUGUCCCCUCAUCUGAUUCUCCGAUCUUAUCUUCUACUUCUGCUUCUUCCGUAUCGAAAGCCCCAGCAUUAUGGUUUUUUGAGGUUCUGCCUUUUAGAAACCACUUGACUGCUUCUAGUAUGAAUCUCCAAGAACUAACUAGGAGCUUGGGAAAAUGGUCAAUUAAUUCAUUUUCUUAUUAUACUACUGUGGCUUCUCUUCCGAAAGAAGAGGAAUUUAGUUUGCUUUAUGUAGCUAACUUAACAACAGCCUUAGUUAUAGAUGAAGGUUUAGAAAAAUAUGAACAGUUUAUUGGGACAACUGAGAUGGAGCAAGCUCCUAAGAAAAGUAUGGGAGAAGAGAGUCAUGAAGGACAUGAAAUAGAGAGAAAAAUUGAAGUGGAGGAUUCAGGAGCUGCGCAGGAUAAUGAUGCUGAAUAUGAGACAGCGAGGAUGGAAACAAAGCGAUCUGAAGAUUUGAGAGAACAUAUCAUGGAAUUGGAUGAGGAGAAGAUUGAAACUACUGAGCUUCAGGAAGAUCUGAAAGAAGACAAUAAUGCUGUGGAAUUUGAGAUGGUGGAUAAUGUUGAAGGGGAUGCUACGAAAGAUAUGGCACAAGGAGGUAAUAUUCAAGGCAUUGAAGAUCAGAAGAAUAUUGAGGUGGAUAAUGUUGAAGGGGAUGCUACGAAAGAUAUGGCACAAGGAGGUAAUAUUCAAGGCAUUGAAGAUCAGAAGAAUAUUGAGGUGGAUGUUUGCCUUUCUCAUGAUCUUGUGACUGAAACUGGAACAGUAGACAGUGAAGAAGAUGGUGGUGAUUUCAGUUUCCCUUCUCAAACCAAGCCUGCUGAUUUUGAUGGUCACCCGGUAGUUGGCAGUAAGCAUCAAAUCUCCAGUAGCCCAAAAUCAGAAGAUUCUACAAUUUAUGGACCCGAAUAUGAGCUUUCAGUGCCAUUGGCAUUGGGAGUAUUUUUAGCAGCUGCAGUUCUGGCAGCAUCCCUGGUUUUUCUGCAUAUGAAGCACAAGCAUACUGCUACAGUGGCGACGCUUGCGAAGCUUCCACCACCCAAUAAAUUGAUCUCUACAUCAAUUUCUGGUAGCAGUGAGAACAAUAAAAGAAGAUCUUAUUAUCAAUCUCCAGUGGAUGUUGAGAUGGUUGGUGACUCUGGUCCUUCAGAAGUGAGCACUAGUCUGUGCAACAGCUCAUUCUCUGGCCGGGGCAGGACAAAGAGAGCCAACGAGGAAGAGAAUCUGAGCAACGAGAGAAAGCUGAGGAGGGAUUCUGCGGUAUCAUCCUCCUCUUAUGGAAGUUUCACCACUUAUGAGAAACUCUCUGCUAAGAAGGGAUCUAGAGAUGAAGAAGAGGCUAUGACUCCAGUUAGGCGAUCAAGCAGGAUAAGGAAUCAAAUUAGAUCUCCAUGAGGAGAAUAUGAAGCCUUACUCUAACUGUUUAUUAAUCUCAUCUGAUGUGUUUCAGUUCCACGUACUGUUUAGCUUCAUUUUAUUUAAUCAGUUGUGUGAAGGUAGUGUAGGAAGUGUUCAAUGAAUUAAUAACAGCUUUGUGCUGUUCUUUUUUAUUAACAAUUAAUCUCAUAUACUUUCCCCAUUUUCUCAAGUCUAUUUAUGUGCUGUUGCCUCAUGUGUGCAUGAAGAGAACUGUUUAGGGGGGCCUCUUGUUACAGUGCAUAACUAUCUAAAUUCAUAUGAGA